Molecule: messenger RNA, 537 nt
Organism: Paramecium octaurelia
Lineage: Eukaryota; Ciliophora; Oligohymenophorea; Peniculida; Parameciidae
Source: the annotation of a GenBank genome assembly
AAAAUGUAAGAAAUAGAGGCGAAAAAAUAAUUAAAAGCAAGUGAGGGGGCGCAUUUUUUUUACACUUUAAUAUUCCUAUCUGCAUCAGGAAUUAUUGAGACCUAAUUUAUUGAAGAAAAAUGCAAUUAAAAUCUUCAGUUAUUUGUACAUCUGGUAUUCUAUGGAUUAAUCAUUUGGGGGACUUAUAUACUUAUUACUUUAAUCCCAAGGUAAAUACUUAAAUGAACAUAGAUAUAAAAAUGCUGCUAUUAAUCUAUUUUUUAACUUCUUGGAUAUAUGUUUUGGGAUCUAUAUUCUUUUGCUAUUGUUUUAUGGAGGAAGAAUGUAUUAAUCCCCUAAUGAUUGCCUGACAGAGGCUCCAGCGUUAUUUUUCUUUUUAGAAACAUUUUUGCUGGUAUUUAGUUAUCCUAAAUAAAAUAGGUUAAUGGUAUAAUUUUUGCGAUUUUGUUCUUGGCAUUUGUUUCAUAUGUUCUCAAAAGAUUUUCUAAAUCUUAGCAAGUAUAUGAUGAAAACAAAGAAGAAUUUUAUGACGCUUGA